AUGAAGCCGUCAGCACCUCACCAAGGUGGCAUUUAUGAGGCGGCAGUAAAAUCGUGUAAAUAUUACCUCAGAAGGGUGAUUGGAGCAAAAUCGUAUACUUAUGAGGAUUUAAUCACGUUCCUAGUGCAGGUAGAAGCAGUGCUCAAUUCACGUCCAUUGUAUGCUAUGAGCGAUGACCCAACGGACAUGCAAGUGAUAUGUCCAGGUCAUUUUUUGAUCGGUGAGCCGUUCAUUUUGCCACCGCCAAUAGCGGCACCGGCAAUAGCAAAUUAUUCGUUAAAAAGAAUAAGAGAAGAGCAACAGAAAAUGUUAAAAUCAUUUUGGGAUGCAUGGCGCAAAGACUAUUUGCCAACGCUAAUGCAGCGUAAAAAAUGGACUCAAGUGCAUGAGUUCAAAAUUGGGCAAUUAGUACUAAUUUGUGAAGACAACAUUGCACCAACUUAUUGGCAAAUAGGACGCAUUCAUGAGCUGAUUCGUAGCAAGGACGGUUUGGUACGUUCGGUUGUUGUUUUAUUGCCAACAACCCAAGAGCGAGCUAAAAGAAAAACACUCGUGCGACCGGUACAGAAAUUAUGUUUAUUGCCGGUCGAAGACGAGAAAGAGCGUGAGAAAGAAAUCGCAGUGAUUGACAAAAUUUCGGAAGGCUCGAGCAACACAAAAAGCUGA
Molecule: messenger RNA, 666 nt
Organism: Sitodiplosis mosellana (orange wheat blossom midge)
Lineage: Eukaryota; Metazoa; Arthropoda; Insecta; Diptera; Cecidomyiidae
Exons: 1
Coding region: 1-666 (221 amino acids)
Molecular function (GO): nucleic acid binding
Source: RefSeq, a predicted model, not a curated record